UCUAUCUUCACAUUUACUCAACGCUGUUACCGCUUGAGGUGUGGGGAACACGGCGCAUACUGUUUGUGUGUCAUCUACUGAGAAAGCGCCGACCGAAACUGAACUUGCGCAAGGCAGACGACAUUACUACGGCAUGAAGGUGCGGCCAAAAAGGUGUGACUCAGCGAUAAAUGGAGCGUUUAGCAUCUGAUGAAUGACUAGCGUGAAUACAACAAAAGUACUAGUUAACUCUUGACCGGUGCUAAGGUGGUGUGUAUGAAUGUCGGUGACCAAUCUAGUUAUAUUUUUGCGUUUUGAUAAGGCCGUGACCUACGACAGUUUAGGGAAGCACCGCCACGGAUUAGGCGUAUUCACGGUUUUCGCUAGCCACAACCAUUAUGGCGGCAACGGCGUACCUGCCUAACUUCCGGAAGUAGCCUGACGUCACGGCGGAGGUGUGUUGCGUGUAUGGGAAUGGCUCAGGAAUUCAGCAGCAAAAAAAUCCUGUUCGACUUGAUUGGGACGAUCACGCUCACCAAUAUCGACGCUAAUGCAACCACCCAGCCCAAAGUUUCACUUGACUCCGGACCGAGAGCACACACACCGGACGAAGAAGAAAGGCUUCACGUUUGGCUUUUUGGAGGCUCGCCGCCAUGUCUUUUUCCAACAUCCUACCCGACGAGGCAGCUUUUGCCGACUUCAGGAGCCAGUGUUUGUCCACCGACAACUGGCACAGCAAGUACAACAACCACGGCAUGCAGGUGUGGGUUCAAAUCCCUGGGGACAAAGGAAACCACGUUGGACCCAAAGUUCACAAACUCAAGUGCAAGAUCGCAAUCAAGGACGUUUCGGCCGCCGUCAUGUACGACGUGCUGCACGACGGCCAGUACCGAAAGAAAUGGGACCCCAACGUGCUGGAGAGUUUCGACAUCGCCCGCGUCUCCGCCUGCGCCGACAUCGGCUACUACGCAUGGUGUUGUCCCAAGCCCAUCAAGAACCGAGACUUGGUGACGCUGCGCUCGUGGCGGGUGACGGACGACGAGUACGUCAUCAUCAACUUCUCAGUCAAACAUCCGAAACACCCUCCGCGCCGGGACCUGGUUCGAGCCAUCUCCAUCCUCACCGGGUACUACAUCAAACCCACGGGGCCCAACAGCUGCACGUUCAUCUACCUUUCACACGCCGACCCCAAAGGUUCCCUCCCAAAGUGGUUAGUGAACAAGGCUUCACAGGUUCUGGCACCGCGGGUCCUGAAGAGCGUCCACAAGGCGGGCCAGGAGUACCCGGCGUGGAAGCGGCAGAACUCCCCCGCCCAGAAGCCCUGGCUGUACCCGGAGCAGAACACCCUGCCCUUGAUGGACCCGGCCGAGCUGUCCAUCCAGAGAGGCGACUCCCUGGAGAACGUGGACGAGAGUUCCAAGACGGAGGAGUGCUAGAUUGCCAAAAGGGGAUGGAUGUUGUACGCCGGAACGCAGAGCUCAGGAAUAUUCUUGCCAAGUUCUUCCACGUUUACAGUUUUAUGAAGGAUGGAAACCUUGCCAUGCAACGCAGGCCGAGCUGAAACAAGCUGAAGUGUUUGCUUUGGGGGGGGAGGGGGGGGAGUAUUUUAUCUGGAGUCACGUACAUCUUGGGGGGUUGAAGGAGGAGGGCGUUGUUGCAGCACUACAUUUAGGGUCAGUACUUUUUUACUGCAAAUAUAGGCUAGCACAUCAGUGCUAAAGCUGAUGUAUUUAUUGUGGUGCUGUGCAAUCAUGUACAUAGUUUUAUACUGCGUCUUUAUAAUAUAUUUAUUUCACACUCACAUGAAGUUUAUGAUUGAGAAAAGAGUCUGGCAUGAAGCCUGGUGGUAGACAGAUAUUUCUGAUGAUGAUGAAUAUGAUGAAGUGGCUUUUUUUGGACAAAAAUAAACCUGGCAAGGGUAAGGUUUAUUUUUUGCAUUCAUUGCUUGGCUUCUGCCAACGUUUAACAGGCAGUACUGGGUAGUAACAGUUAGUAACAGAUAGUUUCUGAUCCGAUACCGAGUAAAAGUCAGAAUGGUAUCAGUGAUACCAAGACGAUACUUUGUGAAAAUUCACCUAAUGCAUUGGGGACAUUUUAAAAAGUGGAGUAUUUAAUAUCAUAGCACAAACAAUAUAAGACAUUUAAUGAAUUUAUUCAUGAAAUGAUCAAAUAAAGAAUUGAAGAAAUGUAUUUCUGUGAAACCCUACUGUAUUGAGGUAGCAGGGUGAUUUACAAUAUAACAAACAGGACAGUAUCGUAAUAAAUACCUGAAAAUGGCA
Molecule: messenger RNA, 2258 nt
Organism: Doryrhamphus excisus (bluestripe pipefish)
Lineage: Eukaryota; Metazoa; Chordata; Actinopteri; Syngnathiformes; Syngnathidae
Gene: stard14
Product: START domain containing 14
Molecular function (GO): lipid binding
Source: RefSeq, a predicted model, not a curated record